GAGUAAGAACUUCAAUAUUCAAAAUCAAAUAAGUAUAAAAUAAAGUUCGACUUCUGGAUUGAUGAAACGAAAAACCUGUUAUGUGGACAAAUGGAGUUGAGAUUUGUACAACGUGGUUGAACCUGGAGGGCAUUAUGCUCAAUGAAACAAGCCAGACAGAGAAAGACAGAUGCUGUCUGUGUCACUUACAUGUGAACUCAAAAAACAAUAAAAGACAGGUCAAUUCAUAGAAACAGAGAGAAGAAAAGUGGUGGCCAGUGGCUGUGGAGUGGGAGGGAGAGGGAGAGGCAGGUGAAAGGGGACAAACUUUCAGCUCCGAGAUCAAGAAGCUCUGAGGUCUCAUGUCUGAUGUGGGGCCUAGAGUCGAGAACACUGAAUUGUCUAAUUGAGAUCAGCUAAGAGAGCAGCACUUCAGUGUCCUCACACGCACACAGAGUCCAUAAGUGAGGGGAAAACAACAGUCAGAGUUGAGGACAGAGGAGAAUGAGGGUGUGCAUCCCUGGGAACUAGAUCAAAUUCCUGGGAGAACUUCAGACUUUCAAAGGCCAUGAGAUAGGUGGGUUCAAACCAAGAAUCCAGGAGACACAAGGAACCAGGUGACAUCCGGUUUCCAGGUGGAAGAAAUAGAAAACUAGCUAAGGUCUGGAAGGCCCAGGAGGGUGGAAGGAGGCAGUUGGAGGCCAGUUGGUGGGGGAGGGGCUGUGGUCCAGCCUGCUCCCCUGCUGUCCCCUCCCCAGCAUCAGGAGCCGUUUGUGACAAGACCACAGUUAUGUCAUGGGGGGCCUGGGGUAAUAAUCUCCAAGCCACUCCCAGAGCUCAGUUGCCUGAGGGCAGCACUGCGUUUCAGACAUGGAGAAUCCUCUCGUGUUUCUGAAAAGCUUUAUUGCUACCUGGUUGAGCUCCAGUUCCGCUUCCUGGGUGAUUGGGACCAUCCUCCCCACCCUGUGUGGACUGGGGCUCUUCCUCCUGUUCCUUCCCUCCCUCCAGAGGAAUCCAUCCUUACGACCACCUUGCAAACGGAGACACAUCAGGAAGCGUCAAGUGGAGCCAAGAGGGAGGAGCAGCAGGAGCAGGAAGAAAAGGGGAGCUUUGAAAGGUAAGCCUCUGUCAUUCAGCCCUGUGCCCCAGAGCUGGCCUCCAUCACCUGUCCCUGAGCACCCAGCUCCGUGGGCUCGAGGAUGCCAGGGACACAGCCUGUCCCUCAGGAAACAGAGCCCUCAGGGAGGCUCCCAGAAGGCUCCCAGUAAGGAGAUGAAAACCCAGAUACUUGCCAGAGUCUGUCCUGGGAACCAAGGCCCAGGCCAACAGGCGUCUGGAAAUGGCUGUUGCCCAGCAGGGGCAUGUGGGCUGUGGUGGAGGUGGAAGCACUUGGUCAAUGACAAAUCUCAACCCAUCAGCAGCCUUUCCAGCCCCAUCAGGGAUCCCGUGGCCUUGGACACAGGUGCCUGGGCUCCCGAGUCUGACCUCAAACGGUCUCCCCUAAAGGCACAUUGCAUGCAGCCUCCUGUAAGAGCCCUCGGCCCCCCCCUUCAUCGCUGUGACCCAGUGUCCUGAUUUCUAGCUUACAGAGCUGGCUGGAAGGGCCUGGCAGAAGUGCAAGGCCCGAUGUCGCAUCCUCAAAGCUCCCGGGAGAGGCUGUCUUCCAAGGGAUGCUUCCAUUGCUCAUCAUGUCAAGACUCCCCUGGGGAGGUGUGCAAGACAGCAUCUGCCAGAGCCCAGCAGCCAUGCGGGAAACCUGUGGAAGGUGCUCCUCUUGCCAUGACCCCAGCACUUUUCCUGGCUCCUCUGACCCAGCCUGCUCUAACUCUGGCCUCCACCCUGCCAGCAGAACCUCUAUCUGACUUGACCAGAAUCCCACUGGGCACCAUUGCCAUGAGCACAGCUCCAGGUCACUCCUGUUUCCCACCUACCAACUCAGGCCUCAGCUACGCAAGGUGUCGCCUUGAGUUCCUCUCCCGGUGGAACGUGAUCAAGGUCUUGUUCUUCCCCGUGCCAUCACACUUCGAGUCCCAGCAAGGGCACCUGUCCUGCCACCGACCAGUGGCCUCACUCUGGGGAGGCCCCACAAAUAGGGAGGGAGAGACGGAGAGCCCCUCACUUGCCAACCCUGAGGUCCAGAAGCUGCUCGAGAUAGAAAUCACGGAAAGAAUACAAAGGGAGGUCUGGGAAAAAGAACAAGAUGAUCCAGGCACCACUCAGAUGCUCGAAGCACACGGUAUCAUGUCUGGGCUGAAUUUCCGCUGGGGCCUACCCGUCCUGUCCUUGGGGCCUGCAGAUCUGAAAGCAUGUGAGGCUCAACCCUUGGCCCUUCCAGGGUCGCUUUUUCCCCCCUCAGCCACCUGUGAUUCUGACUCCCACUUGAAAGCCGACUUUGAUGAGGUCCUGGGAAAUCCUCUUGAGCCCGUUCCAGGAGAGAAACAUAAGACUUUGACAACAAAAGCAUCAGUUCCCAGCCUGGCCCGUCCCCUCCCUGCUCCCUCACCUGUGUGUGAGGAAGAUCAGAAGGCCCUGGGAGGGACCCUUCCUGGAGAAGGCAGUGGGCCCUCGGAAGCCUCUCUCUUGGGACAGGAGGGCCGGCCGCCUUCUCCAAUCUUCGCAUUCAGCCUCUCGGACAGAAAUGGGCAGAGUGGGACUGUCGUGGGGGCCGAGCAAGGCCGACUACACCUGAAUCCGGGGUCAGGAGUGGCCAGGAAUGAGCCUCGGGAGGAGAGUGGGGGUGGGGUGUCACCAGAGCCCUGCCGUGGGGUGGCAACACUGGAGGGGGAGUCAGGGUCCCAGUCUGGGAGCCAGGUCGGGGGAAUAGGAGACACCCUCGGGACCAAACCCCUCCAGGCCCUGCCUGAAAAGGAAGAGGUUCUUCACGACAGCCCUUUCAGAAAAAUGUUGAGACGCCUCCUGCCCUGCCUGAGGCCCAACAAGGAGGAAGCACCAGAGGAUCCCCUUGCAAAGGCAAGCCCGCGUCAGCCACCGCCCAGAGCCAGGCACGGGUCACACACAGCUCGGCGUCGGAUGGCGGGGCUGUUCAGGCGCCAUCGACAGUGACAUCCUUCCUCUGCGUCCCGGGAGAAAAACUAGGAUUCGCCAAGGACUUCGUGCCUCCCAGACGAAGCAUCGUAAAAACCAUUUCAGGCCUGGGAAGCUGGACAUACCUGUUACCACACAGUUCCCUCCUCCCCAGACCAGAGAAGAACAAUGACAGAGGACAGUCCCCAACCUACCUCCAGGGACCACAGGUGUACUAGUAAGAGGAGUGGAUCAGAGACAGCCAUGGGAACUGGACCUUGCCAUCCAGGCAGCCGCGGUCCCCAGCCAAACCCUGCCAGCCUUGGCUGAGGGUGGCAGCUGCCUCAGCCAAUCCAUUACCCGCCAUGCUGUCUUCAGAUAUGCGUCUCCUGGGAUGAGUAGACUGUGCCUGACACACCUGUCCUCAUAGGAACGCUUAUCUCCCCAAAUGGGGAAGUGGAGGCACAGAAAACCUGGUUUUUCUCCUUACCCCACCCUCUGUGCUAAUGGCAUCCUCCUACCCCAAUUUUCCUCAAAUACAUGGUUUUUCUCCUGAGA
Messenger RNA from Equus caballus (horse), 3561 nucleotides. The record is from RefSeq and is a predicted model, not a curated record. NCBI's taxonomy places the organism in Eukaryota, Metazoa, Chordata, Mammalia, Perissodactyla, Equidae.